AGAGCGAGAGAGAAAAUGAGGAGAAAAAGACAGGAGGACUGUUUUGCCACACUCUUGUUGAUUUGUUUCAGUGAGAGAGGCGGUAUGCUGAGCAGCUAGUUGUUACAGUGAGAGAGGCGGUGUGCUGAGCAGCUAGUUGUUACAGUGAGAGAGGCGGUGUGCUGAGCAGCUAGUUGUUACAGUGAGAGAGGCGGUGUGCUGAGCAGCUAGUUGUUACAGUGAGAGAGGCGGUGUGCCGAGCAGCUAGUUGUUACAGUGAGAGAGGCAGUGUGCUGAGCAGCUAGUUGUUUCAGUGAGAGAGGCGGUGUGCUGAGCGGCUAGUUGUUACAGUGAGCGAGAGAGAACACUAGACGGAUCUCCUGUUGUGUUCUGUUUAACACACCUGGCUGUGCCAGUCUUCUGGGUUCUGAUUGCUCCUGGUCAGUGGGCCCAACUGAGCGGGGUCAGUGCCAGCUGGCCUGGAUGGCACGCCAGUGAUGCCACAGACUGUGGACUCUGCAAUAGCCGACUCGAUAAUCAACCUGUCAGUGUCCAGUAAAAGCACCAUGGAGAACGGGGACAUAGUCAAAGGCGUGCUGACCAAUGGCCGGGACUCUCAGAAGCAGACUGUCAUGUCCCUCACCAACGCACAGUCACAGGCUCUGCUGCAACAGUUGACCUUGUCUCCAGCGCAGCAGCAGCUGUUUCUCCAGCAGGCUCAGGCCCAGCUCCUUGCAGCAGCCGUUCAGCAGCACUCCGCCAGCCAGGCCCAGAACAGCAGCACCACGGGGGCUGCCAUCUCUGCCUCCGCAGCCACCCCCAUCACCACCCAACUACCACUGUCCCAGCCUAUACACAUCACUCCUCUCCAGCAGCAGGGCCUGCAGCAGUUUGUGUUGGUCCAGCCAGGUCAUUCCAUGGCCACCCAGCUACAGCCUCAGUUCUUCAUCUCCCAGACUCCACAGGGACAGCCCAGUAUGUUUCAGUAUCAUAAUCUUUUGCAAGCCCAAAAUCUUCUCACUCAACUACCUCAGAGCCAAGCCAACCUCCUACAGACUCCAACUAUCACAAUUGCCCCACAGACGGCCACUCCCACGCGGACCGUAACUGCCACCCCUGGCCAGCUCCUCAUCCACAGCCAGACCCCGCCCCCUAAGGGUCUGGGCACGCCCACUCUGGAGGAUGCCAAUGAUCUGGAGGAGCUGGAGAUUUUCUCCAAGGCCUUCAAACAGAGGAGGAUCAGACUGGGCUUCACACAGGGUGACGUGGGGCUGGCCAUGGGGAAGCUGUAUGGUAAUGACUUCAGCCAGACCACCAUCUCCCGCUUUGAAGCACUCAACCUGAGCUUCAAGAACAUGUGUAAGCUGAAACCGCUGCUGGAGAAGUGGCUCAACGACGCAGAGAAUGUGAGCUCAGAGUCCAGCCCCAGCCUCAGUCCCCUGGGCUCUGGUCACGGGUCACCCAGCCUGGCGUCUGACCUCAAUAGCCGGCGCCGCAAGAAGAGGACCAGCAUCGACACCAACAUCCGUGUGGCCCUGGAGAAGAGCUUCCUCCAGCAAAACCAGAAGCCGUCGUCAGACGAGAUCUCCCUGAUAGCAGACCAGCUGAACAUGGAGAAGGAGGUGAUCCGGGUGUGGUUCUGUAACCGCCGGCAGAAGGAGAAGAGGAUCAACCCUCCCAGCAGCUCAGCUUUCCAGAAGUCCAUCUUCUCGUCCCCUACUACUGCCAGCCUGGUGAACACUGUACCCCAGACCACUGUGACUGUCACCCCCUCUCUGCCUGUCACCAGCUUCAGCCUCACAGACAGGACCCUGGUGCCAGCCACCGGCAACACAGCAUCCGUCAUCUCCAGCACCCCUACAGUCCCCUCUAUGUCCCUCACACCCUCCUCCUCCGUGACAACCAUGUCACAGCCAGCCGUUACCAUGACGCAGGCGGGGCAAAUGCUCUACAGCAACGGCGGGGGUCUGGCUGCAAUGGCAGCUGCAGCGGCGGGAAUCAGCCCGGGUCUCAUGCCUUCAUCGCAGUUCAACACAGGGGGGGCCUUACUGAACCUAACUACUGCAGGUUUUGGAGGAGCGCUAGCCACCAUCCAAGCUCUGGCCUCCAGCGGGUCCUUCCCCAUCACCACCCUGGACGGGAACGGGAACCUGCUAUUUGCCAACACCAGCAUGUCUGGCUCCGCCCCCAGCAUGGUGAACACGCCACUCUUCCUGAACCCCCAGAGCCUGUCCUUAUUGGGUAGUAACCCUGUCAGCUUCAUCCCUGCCAGUGCCCUCAGCCUGCAACUCACUGCUGGCACCAACACCAUCACCACGGCAACCACACCAGUCAACACCAUCGUCAGAGCCUCUAAGGCCCAAUGAAUGAACUCGCGGGGCGGGUCGCUCCCCAUUUCUUCCUCUUCAUUGGUCGUUAUUUAAUCUUUGUUCUUUUUGCUACCACCAAAAAGUUGUUGUUGGAAAAAUAUUCUUAAGAUGUUUUCCUCCCUAUCUCUGCCACAAGGGGUCCCAACGGUCCUUUCAAAGAUUGAUUGAGAUUUGGCAAUAGAAUCUCUUUUUCCUCAGAACCGCUUCUAAAACCAAAAAUGUGCGUUUGAUUUUAUUUUGCUGAGUAUUGAAUGAAACUGACAUGGUUUAACUUUCUAGAGAGAUUUCAUGAUGAUCUGUGUGUUAGGUUCUCUAAUUUUAAGUUUUACUUGAGGGCGUGUUGUACAGGCCUGGACCGUUGACAUCAGAUUUACAACUAAAGAUUAGAUUUCUCUGCUUGUUUCUCCAUUUUACCUAAAAUGUUCUUUGUGCGGUUAGUUGUGUGCUCUGAUAUUUGCCGUUUGUACAUUUUUCAAAACUUUUAUUAAAAGUUUUGUUGCUUUAACAUGUUUUUCAACAUAGUUCCAACUCUUUAAAAAGGAUCACUAGGCUGUGAGAGAGCCUGGGUGCAGACUUGCUAUGGAAGAGCUUUACUGCAGUCUCUGGGAAGAGUUACAAACAGCGGACUUCAUGAGAACUUGGAAUGUCCUUUAGCCAACCAACCAAAAAAUAUUUGUGUACUAGACUUAGCUCUAUAUUAUCAUCACCCUAGUGUAAUGUAGCAUAGGGAUUUAUCUAAUGGACCUCUCCAGAGCGGGAGAGAUUAAUGCAAUAUUUUGAAGGGGACUUUCCAAAGACUAACAAAGAUGUUUCUCUCUGAUAUUCUCCUCCCUUAUGCCGAGGUCUAUAAAAGACAGAGGUAGGAUACCAAAAAUAGCGUCUGGAGAAGGUAGGGUAAAGUGUCAGUAGUAUAGUGGAGUUGCAUGGCCCAUACUGAAUCUGCCUUGGAUUACAUGAGUUCAAGAAGGUAUUUACAAGAGUAAUGAUCUUGAAGUAAUUCUCAGGACAGCCAUUUCCCAGUGAGUCACUGCAUGUACAAGUUAAAGGAGAUUGUCCAGGUCUGGCCUUCUCUUGAGCUUAUUCUUUCUCGUAAGACCAAUAUGCUGCCACUAGAGCCCUGGGUACUGCAAUCAGUACUGACUCAACAUAAUAUAUUGAAAUACCUCAGCAGCAAGAAAACAAUUUUAUAUAUAUAUAUAUAUAUAGUCAAGCAAAACUGAAACCAUAAAUUCUAAGAAUGUAGAAAUGUUUACCAGUUUUUUUUUGUAGCUUUGCUGUACGUUUGAAACGGUGACGACAGCAGAGAAUCAUAUCUUGAUACACAACAUGAGCUGACUCCACAUGCACUGUAACUGUAGUGUCCAGUACUACUGCUAUUAUUAUGUCAUAUUCACCCAAAUGGUACUUUAUUCUUGUCUGAUCCUACAUACCAAAGCAUUAGCGUUUUCAUUUUGUAGCUGGUUUGAUGGGUAGAUUUCUUGGUGUGUGUUUGUUCUGGGGGUUUCCUGCAAAGCCUUAUGGGAGAUGUAGUUGUAUCUCUGCUUGAGUCUUUUUGUUGUGUGUUUGCUCUGCUAUAUUGAGAAGUUUUUGAAAUAUGUAUCCGAGGGCCAUUUUUACUUUACGUCUAGCGCUCGAUAUUCACAUGCAAGUAAUAUAUAUACAUGAAAUAUUCCUGUUUUCUAUCUGAACUAGUAGGUUCUUGUAAUUGAAUGUAGUGCAUUAUCUUUAACAUCCUCUGUAGGAUAGAAAUGUUUAAGUGUGACUCUGGACCAAAGUAAACCACAGGGUGUGGACUGAUCUGUUUCUGGCCUGUUGACUUGCAGUUUAAUGAUUUGAUUUGACAAUUUAAAAUCCAUUAUUUUUUUGUUUGACCUGGCAACAGAUAAAGUCCAAAUGCUUGUUUCCAUUAUGGUCCUCUUGUAACUAAGGAAAUGUACUGCGUUCUGUUUUUUACUUUUGUGUUGUGUGCUGUUUUAUCAAAAACAUGUAAAGCCAGAAGUUUUCACAAUGUGUACUUUUCAUGCCUGUAUGUUUACAUCACAAGGGAGAAAAUGUUUUAUUUUGUGGCCUUAAUGGAUGGGAUAUAUGGUAUCUGCAGACGACUACUUAAUGCAGGUUAGAAAACAACCUGUUUAUAAAACUUUACUGACAUCCUAACUGAUGGUUCCAGUCUUGGGGGGGGGGGGGGGGGGGACAGGCUGUCUAGUGCUGGGUUCAUCUGGGACUGUUGGGCCUAUUCAACACCAGGAGGCAGCAUCUCAAAAGAAACCAAAGACAUAACGCUCUACCACACACACACUUAGAUCAGUGGUGCUGCUGUCCUUUGUAGUCGCUUUACCUGAAUGUUGUGCAGUUAGUCAUCACAUCUCUUACACAUUGUCUUAGUUUUAUUUGUACGCCAAGUAAUGCAGGGGUCGGCAACAUAUGGUCAGAGGAAAAACACUCCAGGAAUCUUUUGAACGUUUAAAACUUUAAAUUAUAAUGGACCUUUUACGUUUUAAAAUAACUGCCCUUUUUCUGGCCCCCCAAAAAGUGCAGCCCUCCGCUGAAUUUUGAAAUCCCGAUGUGGCCCUGGAGUCUAAAUGAUUGCCCUUAACGUCUGCUUGUUUUGUUUCUACGGCAAGUAGAGGGCAGAUAUUUUCCUCCAGCUGUAUUCCAAAGCAAAAAUCCUGCUAAAUGUUUCAUCUACACAAAUACCAAAGAAUAUUCUGGCCGGGAUUCAAUCGGAUCGCAGGGUUAUAGGCGUUGUGGCUUUUAAAGGCCAUUUCUGAUUGAGCUGAACAUAUGCAGAAUUGAUCGUGAAUGGGACCUCUUUAAAAUACGUAAUACCUUUAUAACCUAGGACCGGAUUGAAUCCCGGCCUCUGACGGUCUUUCCCACUCUCUUCACGCUUCCCUUUCUACUCCCCUCCCUACAGCGUAUUUAUACUGUAGCAGACCGAUACAGAACCAAGCACUGGCAUCCAAAGUGCGGCCUCUGACGGUCUUUCCCACUCUCUUCACGCUUCCUUUCUACUCCCCUCCCUACAGCGUAUUUAUACUCUAGUAGACCGAUACAGAAUACAUGUAUAUUAUGGUAACUUUCAGGGAAGAUAUCGUCAAGCAGAAAAUGUGUUUUGAAAAGAGCUUAAUAGUUUUUUUUCUCAUUCAGUAUGGAUGUCAAUGCAGAAUGAUCUUACGGUUGGUCAAAUGUAAGGUAUUUCUGUAUGUUUUAGGAUUCAGUGCCUGUGUAUUGUGAUUUAAUACUUAAAAAAUAAAACUUGCCUGCAUAUCUUUUCCUAACACCCACACAGAGUUAGGUAGGUUACUUUCUAAAUGUAAUCCGUUACUAGUUAUCUGAAAUUGUAAACAGUUAACUAACUUAGAUUACUCAGUAACAAUCGGAUUACUUUCCCCUUAAGAGGCAUUAGAAGUUGACAAAAAUGAUCCAUCAAACACAUUUGUUGUGUCAUAGUGGUCUCUGACUUGUGGUCAGACUCGCUCAGGGGAAAUAAACGUAAAUGCUUUUCAAUGCCUAAUUUAAUGUAAUUGAUAAAACAGAAAAGGUGUCAAUGUAACAUUUUUGUAAACCAAGAAGUAAUCUAGUUUUUCAAAAGUAUAAUCUGAUUACACAAUUUUUUCUGAUAACGUAACAGAUUACAGUACACCACUCCAAAUCUGGUCCCUACUUCCUCCGGUCUCGUUUAGUGAGGUAGGAGUUGUCACACUAACACUAGGUGGUGACACCCAUGGUUGUGGCAAUGCAAGGUGUGAUGUCACUCCUUGGCAGACUACAUAGAUGAUGAACACACCCACUCACCAGUAUACUAGCUUACUACUGCUAUAUCAACUACCAUCACGCCACACUGUUGUCAGGGGAACAACGUAGGGAGACUGUAGUGUUUAACUGUAGUGUCCCAUCUUGUCGACCUGUUUGUCUGCUGUAUUUGGGGGAUUACGGUGUUUUUUUACUUACAAAAUGUAUAUGGAAAAUCUCUUACUGUAACUUUGUUAUAAACAUCAUUAAAAGUAGUAACAUUGUU
Messenger RNA from Oncorhynchus kisutch (coho salmon), 6369 nucleotides. RefSeq names its product POU domain, class 2, transcription factor 1. Gene Ontology annotation, biological process: regulation of transcription by RNA polymerase II. The transcript is spliced from 13 exons. The coding region runs from base 477 to 2345 and encodes 622 amino acids. The record is from RefSeq and is a predicted model, not a curated record. NCBI's taxonomy places the organism in Eukaryota, Metazoa, Chordata, Actinopteri, Salmoniformes, Salmonidae. Gene Ontology annotation, molecular function: RNA polymerase II cis-regulatory region sequence-specific DNA binding; DNA-binding transcription factor activity, RNA polymerase II-specific.